CUCCUCCUCCCCCUCCUGCCUCCUCCUCCUCCCCCUCCCCUCCCCUCCCUCCCUCCCUCCCCAGUCCAGCUGAUGCAGGCGGCACCGCUGCACGGUUUCAGCAAGAUGGCGGGAUCGGUGGCGGAGCGGGACGCGGUGAAAAUCGAGGAUGGGCAUUUAAACAACUCCUUGGGAUCCCCAGUGCAAGCGGAUGUGUAUUUUCCACGGCUGGUCGUCCCCUUUAGUGGGCACAUCAAAGGAGGAAUGAGGCCAGGAAAGAAGAUCUUAGUUAUGGGCAUAGUGGAUCUCAACCCCGAGAGCUUUGACAUCAGUCUCACAUGCGGAGACUCAGAAGAUCCUCCUGCAGAUGUAGCCAUUGAACUGAAAGCUGUAUUUCCAGACAGGCAGUUCCUUAGAAACUCUUGUAUAUCUGGUGAACGGGGGGAGGAACAGUCGUCAAUUCCAUACUUUCCCUUCAUUCCAGACCAGCCAUUUAGGGUUGAAAUUCUUUGUGAGCACCCCCGUUUUAGAAUAUUUGUGGAUGGACAUCAGCUUUUUGAUUUUUACCAUCGUAUUGAAACAUUGUCAGCAAUUGACACAAUAAAGAUAAAUGGAGAUCUUCAGCUUACUAAACUUGGCUGAACUUGUUAGAAACUGUAGAUUCCAAACUGGCUCAUGUGCCAUCAUCUGUCUGGAAGAUCAGUGGCAGCUGGGUCUGGACACAACUGUAAUAGACAGGCUUCACUGUUUGUUUCCUGUGUGCAGUAAAAAAUACGUUGCUGAAUUGAACUGUUGUUUAUCCUAAUGAAGAAAGCUGUUGAUUAAUAGACACUGAGCCAUUUUUCUUGGAACAAAAAGAUAACCCAUCCAUGCUGGAUAAUCAAAUUAGAAUGGAUUUGGAAAGACUUACAAUCCUGUCUUUAAAUUGCAGCAGCUAUUAAUCUUCUCACAGAAAGGCAGUUUCUGAAAAGAAGUGCUAAAAGCAGUUAUUGAACAGUUAUUUAAAACACACACACACCCUCAUACAAAGUUUUCUUUUACAAAUAUUGUACCUGCACUGAAGUGGAUUAGUGUAGCACAACACAGGGCCAAAUGAUGAAAUCCUUAUCCAGGACCUGAGCCUGCUUCUGCUGACAUAAAAAUAGUAAUACUCCCAUUGACGGCAAUGGGGCACAAUCGAACCUCCUAUCCUUACUUGAGCAUAAUUCCCAUAUAUUACUAUGGGAUUUUUGCCCCAGGGAGUAGCCAGAUCUUCAGCUGGGGCAAUCAGUGGAAGUUAAUUUGUUUCUGUGGAAAUAUGCUGACUUCCCCCCAUGGAAGAUCUGGCCUCUAGGCGGUGCAAAAACUGAGUAAGGGCUUCAGGAUAGGGUCUGUAUAUUUUAGUCAGGGUAUUUGCAUAGAAUGUAGAUUGUUCAGAGUUUUGCACAUGUCAUGUUAAUACAAUUUUUAAAGCUUACCUGUAGUUUUAUUUAUUUAUACUCAUGUAUGUAUUAUUAGUAAAUAUGAACAGAGGGUUACUGAUCAUUCAGAACAGCAAAGUAUAAGCAUUUUGAAUGUACAUGUCUUAGGUUCUUUGGGUAAAUGUAACAUAUUCUUGAAAUGAGUCACUUUUUAUUGAACAGUUGAUUACGUUCUAAUGAUGUCCUCUUGGCCCACUGAUGGUGAAGGUCUGUUCGUGUAUUCACUAGAAACUGUUUUUCAGGGCUUUAUAACUUCGCUGUAAAUGGUAGGUCCAAGCUAAGGUGGAUUCAUUUUUCAAACUUAACUAGAAAAAAUUAAGUUUUAAGUGUGCUUUUAUAAAUUCAAGAACACCGUUACAUUUUAUAGGCUACUAGUUCAAAAUAGGACUAGCCAUUUUGGCGGGGUUGGGAAAUUCUCUGCAUAUAUCCAAGGUCAUAAUUUGGUCCUUGACGCUAAAUUGAAAACUAGUCUAGACAGCCAAGUUACUAACACUUGAAAAUCAGCUACUGCACAUGAAUAAUAACUUUUCCAAAUAGCUUUUUAAAUAAAUAGACAUAGCUGUAUAAACACUGUAAUUGCUCUACACUGUGAAUAAACACAGUAACUUUUCAUGGCUUCUUUAAAACUAAGUAUACUUUUUUUCCUCUUGGCUUUACACAAUGGAAUAUAAUAGGUCUUUUUUAAGUGUUAUAGUUUGAGAAAGAAAAAUGAAUAUAGACAAUUUUAAAACCAUGUAUUAUAAGGACUUUAAGACACACAUUAUGAUGACAUUUUUAUAGCACAGCAUGAGAGAAAGACAGACACACAGAUGGAACUGUUAAGCUUAUGAUAAAGACCUGGAUUAAUCCAACCAAAACUGGAAUAUCAAGAGUUAAGGCUAGAAUGUCAAGUGUAAGUCAAGAAAAGGUUCUUUGGGUAAAUCUAAUAUCUUUUAUUAGACCAACUUAUUAGUUGGUCUAAUAAAAAAUAUCAGAUUUACCCAAAGAACUUUGUCUGCCUUUGUCCUUAGACCAACACAGCUACAACCAAUACCCCUGAAAUUGUAAGUCAAUUCAUUUUACCUUUAUUCUAAGCUGAUAUGACCCUCAGUCAGGAAGUCAUAGGGAGCAAGCCAGCAUCCUACCUAUGGCCCCAAUCCAAUGUCCACUAAAGUCAAUGAAAGUCUUUUCGCUGCACUUUGGAUCUAGUCCCCUAAAAACUAAAAACCUAGAGGCUUCAUUCUCAUCUUGUUCUAGUAGAAAUUAAAUUUCAUUGGCUAAAAUGAGAAUGAAUUUUCCCUCGCAUGAGUGAAAUCAGAAUUAGACCUCUACCUAUACAAUGUGAUUAAAAAUGGAGUUUUAGCCUUAACUUUGAAUUGCAAUGAUUAUUCCUCACCCCACCCCCCAACACACACACACAUAUUAAACCAGAGCCUACAUGUUAUUUUUAGAGUUUCUUUUUUCCUGGUGUAUGGCUUUAUAUGUAAAUUGGACUCAGUUUGUACUUCAGGUUGACUCUUGAUAUAAAAUGUUUCUGUCUUGCUUUGCUUUUAUUAUUUUACAGAAGUAUUGAAAUGACCGUGUCAUUUUCAAAUGUAUUAAGAAUGCUGAAAAUGUUUCAGUACAAAAAUAUAUUCUUAAAAAUAAAAAUCUAGGAAAAGAA
Molecule: messenger RNA, 3081 nt
Organism: Alligator mississippiensis (American alligator)
Lineage: Eukaryota; Metazoa; Chordata; Crocodylia; Alligatoridae
Gene: LGALSL
Product: galectin like
Exons: 5
Coding region: 73-621 (182 amino acids)
Molecular function (GO): carbohydrate binding
Source: RefSeq, a predicted model, not a curated record